AUGAUGACUGAACUGGAGACAGCCUUGGAGGAUAUUAUCAAUGUGUACCACAAGUACUCCAUUGGGGUAGGGCAUUAUGAUGUCCUCUACAGAGGUGACCUGAAGAGACUGCUAACUAAUGAGUGUCCUCAGUACACAAAGAAAAGGAGUGCAGAUGACUGGUUCAAACUGUUGGAUGUCAAUGAAGAUGGUGCUGUUACCUUUCAGGAGUUCCUUGUACUUGUGACAAAAUUGCUCAUAGAAGAGCACAAAAGAGAGCCAAAAACACUAGCAGGUCUCUUGGGUCCUUGA
Messenger RNA from Octodon degus (degu), 291 nucleotides. Its product is annotated as protein S100-A8-like. The record is from RefSeq and is a predicted model, not a curated record. NCBI's taxonomy places the organism in Eukaryota, Metazoa, Chordata, Mammalia, Rodentia, Octodontidae. Gene Ontology annotation, biological process: neutrophil aggregation; leukocyte migration involved in inflammatory response; neutrophil chemotaxis. Bases 1 to 291 code for a protein of 96 amino acids. Gene Ontology annotation, cellular component: cytoplasm. Gene Ontology annotation, molecular function: calcium ion binding. The transcript has 2 exons.